Messenger RNA from Plasmodium vivax (malaria parasite P. vivax), 2449 nucleotides. Its product is annotated as proliferating-cell nucleolar antigen p120, putative. Gene Ontology annotation, molecular function: RNA binding; rRNA (cytosine-C5-)-methyltransferase activity. Gene Ontology annotation, biological process: rRNA base methylation; maturation of LSU-rRNA. The record is from RefSeq and is a predicted model, not a curated record. The coding region runs from base 1 to 1848 and encodes 615 amino acids. The transcript has a single exon. Gene Ontology annotation, cellular component: nucleolus. Lineage: Eukaryota; Apicomplexa; Aconoidasida; Haemosporida; Plasmodiidae.
AUGGAACUCCCCGAGGAGGGAAAGGCCCCCCCCGGGGAGGAGGACGCCCAGAAUGGAGAAGCCGGCGGGAAAACGUUUGCCCUUUUCGAAAAUGAGAACUUCGAAUUGAAUGCAAGUGAUGAGGAGUUCGAGGAGGAGCAGCAGGACGAUGGCGAGGAGGAAGAUGGGGAGGAAGAUGGCGAAGGAAGCGGCUCCGAGAGCGAGGGCAUGUCGUACGACGAUUUGAGCAGCGGGGGGGGGAGCGACAAUGAGGAGGGUAGCGCCGAUGGGGAUGGUCUCGCCAAUGUGGAUGGCCCCGCCGAUGAGGGGGACGAGGCAACCCAGCGGGUGACGGACGUGCGCGCGCAAGUGGCGGGGGUGCUCAAAAGGAAAAGCAAAAGGAGGUGGGUAAACAGAGAAGAGCAAAUCUACCAAGACGAAAUAGGCGUCUACAGAAAGGGGCAGCUCAUGAAGAGCGAAGAUAUCGAGGACCGCAUGAAGUACCUCCUCCUGCUCUUCACCGAAAGGGACAAGGUGGUGAAGCUACCAUCCACAGGAGCCAAGGCAAAACUAAACAAAGCAGCCAUUGUGAAAGAGCUCCUUUUUUAUUACACCUAUUUCUAUGAGUACAGUGAGCAGCUAAUCAAAUAUCUAUACUACCUGUUUGACCUAAAGGAGCUCUACAUGUUCCUAGAGAUGAAUAACUUGCCGAAGGAGAUUCACUUACGAACGAACACGGUGAAGAUCACGAGGAACAAUCUAUUAAAUAUUUUGAAAAGCCAAAAUAUAAACGCAGAAGAGGGAGCCAAUUGGAACAACGUAGGGAUAGUCAUCAACGAUGCUAAUUCAAAUGUAGGGUCUCUAAAUGAAUACCUGUAUGGCUAUUACAUGCUUCAGUCUGCCUCUUCUCUAAUCCCAGUGCUCGAGUUAAAUGUAAAUCCAGAAGACACUAUAUUAGAUAUGUGUGCUGCCCCUGGGGGAAAGUGCACCUUCAUAUGCGCUUUGCAAAAGAAUAGAGGCCACGUAUACGCCAAUGAUGUUAACAAAAUGAGGUGCAAAGCUAUUGAGGCUAACGCCUCUAGGUUGGGAAUACAAAAUUUAAUAAUCACCUCCUUUGAUGCUUUAAAAAUUGGGAAAAAAUGGACCUUCCAAUUUGAUAAAAUCAUUUUAGAUGCUCCUUGCAGCGGCACAGGAGUUGUUAACAAAAAUAAAGGGGCGAGGAGAAAGACGCUGAAGGAAAUUAGGGAACUCGCACAGAAGCAAAGGAAACUGCUGAGCAAUGCCAUCAGCUUGGUGAAGAACGGAGGCAUCGUCGUCUACUCCACUUGCAGCAUCACUGUGGAGGAGAACGAACAAGUUAUAAACUACAUUUUAAAAAAAAGGGAUGUGAAUGUCUUGCCCACGGACAUCCAAAUUGGGGACCCCGGGAUCACUCACUACAGGAAGAAAGAGUUCUCCAGCAAGGUCGCCCUCUGCAGGCGGAUUUACCUGCACAAGCAUAACCAGGACAAUUUUUUCGUGGCCAAGCUGUGGAAGCGCUCGGACGCGGUCUACUCCAAGGGGGGGGGAAGCGGCGGAGUGAAAAGCGGCUUAGUGAAAAGCGGCGUGGCUCAUAAAAACGCUCGAGAGAGCAGCGGCGUGGUUGGUAAAAACGCGCGAGAUGCGGAGCGGAACGGAGAUGGGCACCCCAAGGUGGGCGCGAAAAAUAAGAAAAAGGGAAAAUUUCGAAAUGGGAAGGCAAAGAAGAAGAAGGAAAAGGCGGGCGCGCCCCCCGCGAUGCGAGGGGACAAGAAGGUGAAGAAGGGGCCCCCCUUCGGCGGAAAAAACGCCAAGUUUGGCAAAAAAAAAAAAAUGCACAGGGGGAAGUGACGCGGAGAGUGCGUGCAGAAGAAAUGGAUACCACGGCGAUUCCGUCCGCCGAUGGCCUUCUUCAGGUGGGCCGAUUUCGUCUCCGCUGAAGGGUGGGAAAAACUCGAAGGAGGCAGCUUGGUUCCCCGAAGGAGGCAGCUUGGUUCCCCGAAGGAGGCAGCUUGGUUCCCCGAAGGAGGCAGCUUGGUUCCCCGAAGGAGGCAGUUUGGUUCCCCGAAGGAGGCAGUUUGGUUCCCCGAAGGAGGCAGCUUGGUUCCCCGAAGGAGGCAGUUUGGUUCCCCGAAGGAGGCAGCUUGGUUCCCCGAAGGAGGCAGUUUGGUUCCCCGAAGGAGGCAGUUUGGUUCCCCGAAGGAGGCAGUUUGGUUCCCCGAACGGGCGCAUCCGUUUUGUGUACACCGCGCGUGGGGGAGACCCCUUUGGUUUUCUCCAUCCCCACGUAUUUUUUAUUUUAUUUUAUUUUUUUUUUUUUUUCAAGUUGAGAAAAUUUCCUUUUAUUUUUGCGCACGAACCAUUUUUAUGUUCCUCUUUGUGCCACCAGACUCCCUGUCAAGCCACCCCCAAAAAGUAAACCCGUUCUGAAUUGCUCUAAACGGGCACCCUU